AUGAGGGCCUACUGGUAUGACAACAAGCAGGGCGACCAACGCGCCGCCCACGACUCCGGCCGCGCAGUCGAUCCGUCUUAUCUCGAGAAUAUUGGUGUUCUGUACUACAAAUGCGAUCUACCCGAAGUGAACGCCAUAGCGGGGUCGCGGGGCUAUAAAAACAGAGACGAGAUCACUGUUUCCCCAGAAAAAAUGGGUGAUGUUUUUGAGGAGAAAGUCAAGAUGUUCUUCAACGAACAUCUGCAUGAAGACGAAGAGAUUAGAUAUAUUCUUGAUGGCGAGGGCUACUUUGAUGUGCGAAGCCGGGGUGAUGAGUGGGUGCGAAUCUUGGUGGAAAAGGACGAUCUACUCAUCUUGCCAGCCGGCAUCUAUCAUCGCUUCACGACUAAAGAAAGCAAUUAUAUUAAAGCCCUGCGAUUGUUCCAGGAUGAACCAAAGUGGACACCCUUGAACCGGAGCCCUCAGGUCGACGAUAAUGAGUAUCGCAAGAAAUACGUUGAAUCUCUGCCCCUUGCUGCGUAG
Molecule: messenger RNA, 522 nt
Organism: Ophidiomyces ophidiicola
Lineage: Eukaryota; Fungi; Ascomycota; Eurotiomycetes; Onygenales; Onygenaceae
Product: 1,2-dihydroxy-3-keto-5-methylthiopentene dioxygenase
Exons: 3
Coding region: 1-522 (173 amino acids)
Molecular function (GO): acireductone dioxygenase [iron(II)-requiring] activity
Source: RefSeq, a predicted model, not a curated record